AUCGAUGAUGGUGAAAGGUGUCAGCUGAUCAACAAACAUGACACUUUGAUUUUGAAUUACUAGGAAAAAGAAACGAUAAUUGUGUGUGUGGAGUAGCUACGAGUUUUGAGUUAAUGAAGGACUAUAAGUAUUAUAAUUUCAAUGAAAAAAUUAUUAUAAUUUUGCAUUGUUUUAAAAUAAAAAUUCAGUCCCGGGGAAUGUCAUUUUUAAAACAAAUGUCUUCUAGAUUUUUUGAGGUAGAAAGUUAAUAAGAGCUUUGGUUUUCCAGAACAGUAUAAUAAGAGGGAAAUUAAGAACAAAAUUAAAAUUUCGGAACAAAGUGUAUACGGUAAUAGUUUUUUUUGAGCUUUCCUAUCGUUAUUGAAAUUCUUUGUUUGUGUAUUCUUUGAUUCCUAAAUUCAAAAAAAAACGUUGUCUUAAUUUUUUUUUUCAAUUGUAAUGCUUUCCGGAAAUUAAGACAAAAGUAAAAAAAAAACAAGAAAAAACGGAAACCAUACAGUUACUGUAUAUAGAGGGUUUUUCUGAUAUUUUGCUAAAUUGGAGAGUGAAUUUUAGAAAUGCAAAAGAGGAUCACUCUAUCUCUCCCAUAGCCCAAUAUCAAGUCUGUUCAGUUCAAAAUAACCCAGACAGUUUUUAUUCGGUUUUGGUUCAUUGAAUAUUUUGUCUUCUCUCUACUUCUCCGUCUUUUACUAAUGCCGAUAUUCGUCGAUUUUCAUUAUCACACAUGAAAAGGAAGGAAGAACACAGAAAAUUAAAGAAUACGAUGAUGGGUAAUCAAUUGAUGCCAAAGGCACGUUGGUGGAUGACCUUCUACGAUUUUAUUUCGUUUACUGUCUUUCUUCUUAAUGAUAAAAAUAGAAAGAGGAAGUCUCGAAUAGUUUGAUAAUCACACUUAACACUUUUGAUUGAUUUAAUUUGCAGAGCGAUUGGUUGUAUACAUAUAUUCUCUGAUGAGGUUUUUGUUGGUUUCAGGAGUAUUUCUGGCUUAUGUCGCACCUAGUUUGCAACAGUGUUUCGAUAGCGACGGAGCAUGUGCAUCGUGGGUUGCUUCGGAUCGAGGUUCAUGUCAAAGAAAAGAGUACAUCAAGAAAAACUGUCGAAAAAGUUGCGGAAAUUGUCCUCGCUAUGAGUUAAAAUUCGAUACUCGUCGCUUGAAUCCACAACUUCAACCUAUUCACCAAUUGGUGGGACGAUGGAAGGGUGAACAUACCGGAAAAGUUACAUUUCCAACAAUUCCAACUUUCAAAUACACAGAGGAAGUCGAAAUUUCAAUUCCUGAAGGAAGCAAUAUUCGAUCACUCAAUUACACUGCCGCCGCUUGGUCUAGUGAUAAAGAAGAUCUUCACCGCGAAUCGGGUUACAUCAUCAUUAAACCAAACACUCGUGAAGUUAUUUUGACAACAGUCAUGUCCAAUGGUUUCAUUACUGUUGAGGAAGGUUCAAUGGUUGGAAACAACAUUAAAUUUAUGCUCAAAGAUAUCGGAAGAAUCAGCUUUGUAAGAGAUGAACAUCUCCAUAAUCUAAUUCGCGAAUGGACCCUGGAUAAUGGUUACCUUCGAGCCCGUCUCAGUAUUCAAACGUUAUCUCAUAGAAUGCAGGAACACACUUCAAUAUUAUACACAAAAACUUCAGUAUAAAUAAAAAUAGAAAACGAUUGUUUUAAAACUUUUCAAAAAGUGCAAAAUAAAAAGAAUGCUUUGUAAU
Caenorhabditis elegans is the source of this 1704-nucleotide messenger RNA. It is a transcript of the gene T28H10.2, whose product is annotated as ShKT domain-containing protein. Lineage: Eukaryota; Metazoa; Nematoda; Chromadorea; Rhabditida; Rhabditidae. The transcript is spliced from 4 exons. The record is from RefSeq and is marked reviewed. The coding region runs from base 951 to 1637 and encodes 228 amino acids.